AUGGCCAAGGAGAGCAUGACCAAAAAAACAAUACAAAUAGAUUCCGAUCUUGAAGUUUUUGGGAGCGAAGUCCCAUCCUUCCAUAUAGACAUGAAUCCUAAAUUGCUCGAAGCAGCAAGAUCAGGAGACAAAAAAAUUCUAGAUGAAUUACUGCAGCAAGGAGAUUUUUGUUAUGAAGAUUCGAUAGGGCAGAUAGCAAUAUUAGUACCAGAUGAUGCUGCAACACAAAAUUAUACCAACUACCUCCUUGGAGUUACACCGGAAGGGAACACAGCCCUCCAUAUAGUUGCUAGCCGAGGACAUGUGGAGCUUGCCAUGGAGAUAUAUCACAAAGAGAGAUCUCUUUUGGUAGCACCUAAUAUGAGGCUCGACACUCCACUGCACUGCGCUGUAAGGGCUGGGAAUGACAAGAUGGUUUCUCUCAUCAUCGACUUCAUGCGAGAGGAUGGGAUCGAAGCAAGGAGAGUGCUGAGGGCGAGAAAUAGAGACGAGGACAAUGCUUUGCAUGAAGCUGCUCAAUAUGACCAUGUGCAUGUGGCUAAAGUACUAAUGGAGCAAGAUGCUGGACUAGCAUCCAUGCGGAAUGGUGCCGGUAUGUCUCCUCUCUAUCUGGCCAUCAUGACAGGAUCCUUCAAUGUAGCCAAAGCAUUGCUACAAUCUUUCUCUCGGGAGAAUAAUGCUUCUCUAGCAUCUUAUGCGGGUCACAACAAAAUGGCGUUGCAUGCAGCAGUCCUCCUGAAUCAAGAAAUUACAGAAGAUUUAUUGCAACGGAAGCCGGCGCUUGCCAAAAGUGCCGAUUCCUCAGGGAGAAUUCCUCUUCAUUAUGCAGCUUCACAUGGUCAUGAUAAUAUGGUGAAGCUAUUAUUAGAGCACGAUUCUUCUACUGCCUACCUAUCAGAUGCCGAUGGCUCAUAUCCCAUACAUGCUGCAGCUAUGGUGGGCAACAUUGGCGGAGUUUCUCAGAUUUUAAAACAGUGCCCGCAUACAGAUGACUUAUUAGACAAGGAGGGGAAGAAUUUUCUUCAUGUCGCUUUUAAAUGGAAAAGAUUAUAUUUUGUCAGGGAAAUGAUCUCCAAGAGAUCGGAUCUCAGGAAGCUAUUAAAUGAGAAGGAUAAUAAUGGGAAUACACCGUUACACACAGCUGUUACAAAUAGCGACCAAUGGAGCGUGCAUUUUCUUCUGCGGGACAAAAACGUACACCUCAACAUUAUCAACCACGACGGAUUCACUCCUCUCGACUUAGUUUAUUUAAAGUUGCGCAGAGGCCUGCACUUCCGGAUGCACGCAGAUGAUUGCAUUGCCAGCUGCUUGGCUUUAACAAAGAGUCUGUUCGGUCCACGGGAAUUACGCGACUUAAAAAUGGUUGGGUUAUCCAGGGAUGAGGGCAAAAAGAAACCAUUCGGCGAUGAUAGGUUGAAGAAAAAUCAUCCGGCAAUGAGAAAUCUCGGGAUUGCUUCGGUGCUGAUUGCUACAGUCACAUUUGCUGCUGGUUUUACUCUUCCGGGAGGGUAUAUAGCUGAUGAUCAUCCUAGCCGUGGCACAGCAGUUCUCGCAAAAGAGUAUGCUUUCAAGGUAUUUCUAACCUCAGAUGCCUUCUCGUUGUUCUGCUCCAUUGCAGCCACAUGUUGGCUCAUGUAUGCAGGAACGUCGACGGUUGAUAGUUAUACUCGCACAAAAGCCCUUUUUGGGGCUUUGAGUUGUCUAUGGGUGGCAUUUGCUGGCAUGUCCGCUGCAUUCGCGAUGGCUAUAUACGUAGUGUUGGCUCCAACUUCUACGAAUGAUCAAGAAGCUCUAGAACCAACCCCAAAAGAAGAUACGUCGAUGGGAUCUAGUUCGUCGAUGGAACCAAGUGAUUGGUGGGUGGUGCAUGUGGAUGGUUCAUCGAACUUCAUGGCAUCAGGAGCAAAUCUAGUACUUCUCAGAUUGGAAGGAGUUGUUGCAGAAUACAUCCUCAGAUUCGAUUUUUCAACAACUAAUAAUGAAGCCAUAUAUGAAGCCCUUAUUGUCGGACUUAGAAUUGCAAAGGAGCUUCGGGUGAAAAAAUUGAAGAUCUGUACUGAUUCACAGCUGGUGGCUGAGCAAGCAAAGGAAGAUUUUGAAGCCCGAGAGAAGAAUAUGAAAAAAUAUCUUCAAAAAGUGAAGGACCUAGUUUCAGAAUUUGAUGGCUUCAACGUCCAGCAAGUACCCUGA
Messenger RNA from Elaeis guineensis (African oil palm), 2190 nucleotides. The record is from RefSeq and is a predicted model, not a curated record. Lineage: Eukaryota; Viridiplantae; Streptophyta; Magnoliopsida; Arecales; Arecaceae.